UGUAGUCUUUAGCUUGUGUUUAGCAGCUGGUACCGUUGUGCACAGCUGGUUAGCGCCGCUUAUGACUUGGCAGCCGAAAUCAGUGCUUCUCCCUCAUUAAUCCGGGCAGCUCGAUAACGCCUCAUGAUGACAGACGAGCAGGAGAUCAUGUGUAAACUGGAGAAUAUUAAAGAAAUAAGGAAUAAGACAGUUCAAAUGGAAAAGCUGAAGGCUCGUCUGCGGACUGAGUUUCAGGCUUUGGAGGGUGAGGAAAAACACUUGAGAGAAUAUAAACAGGAAAUGGACCUACUGCUGCAGGAGAAGAUGGCCCAUGUGGAAGAACUACGCCUUAUACACGCUGAUAUUAAUGUGAUGGAGAACACUAUAAAGCAGUCUGAGAGUGAUCUGAAUAAGCUGCUGGAGUCCACACGCCGGCUGCAUGAUGAGUAUAAGCCACUGAAGGAUCACGUGGAUGCCCUCAGAGUGACCCUUGGUCUCCACAGACUGCCAGACCUCAGUCAAGAGGAGGAAAGAUUGUCCCUGGAUUACUUUGAGAAGCAGAAGGCUGAAUGGCAAACUGAGCCUCAAGAACCGCCAAUCCCAGAAUCCUUAGCAGCAGCAGCAGCCGCAGCCCAGCAGCUUCAAGCAGCAAGAAAACAGGACACAAGACAACCAGCUACUUUUAGACAACAGCCACCACCUAUGAAGGCGUGUCUGUCAUGCCAUCAGCAGAUCCACCGGAAUGCCCCGAUCUGUCCACUCUGCAAAGCCAAAAGUCGCUCCCGCAACCCCAAAAAACCAAAGAGAAAACCUGACGAGUAACACACACAGACAGAAACACACACACACACUCUCACAUCAUGUACUUCCAUACACUCUCCUGUGCUGAACAGCCUAGCUUCCAAAAUCUCUUUGUUCUCUCUGUUCUCUUUUUCAUUUUUAAUAAGUUCUUCAUUUUAAUUGUUUUACAUGGCGACAUGUUGUGUACUAAACUUCAGGUGUAUACUAAUAAGAAAUGUUAGCAUUGGUUUAUUUUUGUAUUGCUGUGACGUCUGUAUCUUUCCAUUACGUUUACAUUUGUCUUGUGGUCUAGAAUAGAAACAGAAUAGUGCCAGAGAAAUUAUAAUGAACUGAAUUUCCAUUUCCAAAAACAGUAAGCCAGUUUCUAUAAUAAAAUGCAGUUCCACAGUCAUUUCAAAAACACAGUUCAAAAGUUUCUUCGACACACUUUCAAAUAGAAUAAAGUAGAAUCAAGUUCUGGAACCCCCACUCACAUUUCCAAGGUGAACGCUGGGGCCUAGGACACAGUUCCUAAGGCCGUUUUCACACCAACACUAUUUGGUCCGGUUAAAACGGACUCUGGUUCAUUUGUACCCCUCAGUGCGGUUUGAUUGAGUUCCAAAGCCAAAUCUAGAAUGCGCUCAGAUCCAGAGCAGGUUGUAGGAUCAAUUCUGGGACAGAUUCAAUUCUAAAGCCAGCUUCAAACCAAAUGCUAAAAGGCCAGCAGUUCCAGAGCUGAUUCUAGAGUUCUGCAGAGUGCAGAACUAGUUUUGGUAUACACUCAGUUACAGAGCCAGUUCUAGAACGCAGAUCUAGAUGACUCCAGAACCGGUUUUGGGAUGUAUUGUUCCGUGGCCAGUUCUAGAAAGCAGAUUCCAGAACCAGUUCUAGAAUGCACUUCGUUCCAUAGCCAGUUCCACCUUGUAUGCUAGAAAGCCAUCAGUUUCAAAGCUGCUUCUAGAGUGCAUUCAGGUCUGGAACAGGUUGUAGAACCAGUCUUUACACACUUUCAGUUCCAGGGAUAAUCUACACAUGGUUCCAAAGCUGCUUGUUGAAGACAGUCAGAUCUAGUGUGAAUUCUAGAACAGGUCCAGUUCCUGUAGUAACUUCGAUGGAUUGCAGAAGGUCUACAUACAGCACAUUCUGCACUGUCUGUAUUUUUAUUCAGUAAGCUGUAUGUCAAGUAUUAUUAUUAUUUGUGCGAUAUGACUGGAUGUUUUUUAUUAUUAAAUCAAGAAUGAUCACUAAACAUC
Astyanax mexicanus (Mexican tetra) is the source of this 2012-nucleotide messenger RNA. RefSeq names its product zinc finger, C4H2 domain containing (gene zc4h2). Lineage: Eukaryota; Metazoa; Chordata; Actinopteri; Characiformes; Acestrorhamphidae. Gene Ontology annotation, biological process: positive regulation of neuron differentiation. Bases 124 to 801 code for a protein of 225 amino acids. The transcript has 5 exons. The record is from RefSeq and is a predicted model, not a curated record. Gene Ontology annotation, cellular component: nucleus.